Molecule: messenger RNA, 1062 nt
Organism: Zea mays
Lineage: Eukaryota; Viridiplantae; Streptophyta; Magnoliopsida; Poales; Poaceae
Exons: 1
Coding region: 172-672 (166 amino acids)
Cellular component (GO): plasma membrane
Source: RefSeq, marked predicted
CAACGUGCGGUGUCAUCCUCCCUCCCCCCACCCCACCCCGCUCCGUCAUCCUCCCUCGGUUUCCCUUCUAUCUGCCCUCCGAAUCCCGCUCGUGAACCCUAGACACCCUCCGUCGAGAUCUCCAAAUCCCACUCUCGAACCCCGUGCCCCCGCCCCCGUCCGCCCCACAUCAUGCGAUGCCCCCGCCGCGAGAGCUCCCCUAGAUGGCAUGGAGCGCGUCGCCCAUGCGCCUGCCCUGACCCUGAUUGCACACUACCGCCGCUGGAUGUCCACGCGCUGGCCCUCUUCAUCUCGCUCGUGGUGGUCGUGGUGCAGACCUCGCUGAUCAUGGUGGAGCGGAGGGCGAAGAAGCGGAUGGUGUUCGUGAUGAACAAGCUCAUGUGGCUGGCGUGCCUCUUCAUCUCGGUGGCCUUCAUCGCGCUGACCUACGUGGUGGUGGGGCGCGACGACUGGUGGCUGGCCUGGUGCACCAUGGGCAUCGGCGCCGCGAUCAUGCUCACCACCCUCGGCUCCAUGUGCUACUGCAUCAUCGCGCACAGGCUGGAGGAGAAGAACACCAGGAAGAUCAGGAGGGCCUCCGCGAGCCAGUCCCGCGGCUCGUGGUCCCGAUCAGUCGACUCGGACGAGGAGAUACUUAACAGCGAGUACAAGACGAAGAUGUACGCGCUGUAGGAUGGAUAGCAAGUGUAACAUGACAGAUUCUUUUAUACAUACCAGUGCUUUGUUUCGCCAGAGGCUGCUCCAUGGCAUUCGGCUCGGGAUGUAGAGGUUGCGGCACCACAUCAGUCUUCUUCAACCAAAGGACUGAAGGCCCUUCCUGCGGAACCAAGUUCAAGUCACUUGACCGGUGUGCCUGUUCCUGGGGAGUGAGAGUCUGCUCAACUGUGUGGUUCUUAGCGCCUGAAACCAUCAAUGGGGAUGGAGAUAAUUCAGCUAGAAAUUUAGAAUAGAAUAAAGUGUCCGGUACAAAAUGCAUUGUGUCGUGCAGUAGAUAUGAUGAUCUUGUACACGAGGAUCUCAUCGGAGAGAGUGAUUUGUUGAACUCUUGUGGACAGUUUUUUC